AGAGGAGCAGCUCCUCCGUACACUCACACGCCGCGCCGCUGGUGGCUCAGUGGUGGCCGCCGGGGACACCCUGUAGACGUGACAGUGACUGGACGAGGUGACAAUGGCCCUGGCGUCGUGUGAAGCAGACGACUCCAGGUGGGCGGGGGAGCGUAUCAUGCUGAGCUGCCGUGGGCGCUGAUGGCCACCCCGACGCCGCCCAUGUCCCAGCUCUGGCUUAACACAAGUGUCGUUGCUGAACUGAGUGUCACAGAGGCUAUUGACCUGACUACUGCUGCUGGGGAAGACGCUCCGGUGGGGAGAGACGAGAGCGGGAACGUGUCGGUAGGAGGCGGUGCAGGAGGGGAUGCCGUGCUGGGGGAGAACGUGUCCGUGUUGGUGAUCAAGACCUUUCUGAUGGGAAGCAUCAUCGUGGUGUCGGUGAUGGGUAACGUGCUGGUGAUCGUCAGUAUUGGGCUUCACCGCAAGCUUCAGGUUCUCACCAACUAUUUCCUGGUGUCGCUGGCCAUGGCAGACAUGUUGGUGGCUUCCUGCGCCAUGACCUUCAAUGCUUCUGUCGAGAUCUCCGGAAGGUGGCUUUUCGGCUACAUCAUGUGUGAUCUUUGGAAUUCGUUCGAUGUAUAUUUCUCCACAGUGUCCAUACUACAUCUGUGUUGUAUCAGUGUUGACAGGUACUAUGCCAUAGUUAAGCCCUUAGAGUACCCGCUCUAUAUGACUAAAGGGACGGUAGUGUUCAUGUUGGCCAACGUCUGGCUGGCUCCCACACUUAUAUCCUUCAUCCCGAUCUUCCUGGGCUGGUACGCGACGGAUGAUCACCUGCAGCUCCGCGCCCUGCAGCCGGAGACCUGCACGUUCGAGGUUAAUAAAGUGUACGCCAUCCUGUCCUCGGCGUUCUCUUUCUGGAUCCCGUGUACGGUGAUGGUGGUGCUGUACUCGCGCAUCCUGAGGGAGGCCAGGAAGCAGGAGGCAGCCAUCUUAAGCCGCACCAACAGCACGUGUACCAUCAACAACGUCCAGCGUCACUCCCCGUCAUCCACUGCUCAACAGAUCUUGGCAGCGUUUAGAUCUUCCAAUGGACCAAAACUGAGGAGAAACAAAGCAAAACAGAAAUGUCAACAGGACUUCCAGCUCGGUCCUCUUCCUCGUAUCUCGCGCUCCGACCUCAGCAACGACCAGGGGUCAGUGUCCGUGUGUGGGUCAGGCAGGAUAUAUAACCAAAACCAAUGUACAAAUAGUAGAAAAGUUAAUAAAAACUUUGUGAACGACACAGGUCAGUUAGGGCUGCCAGUCACACAGGAACACUCGAGUUCUUUAGAAGUGAGUCCACGAACAAUAAGUCCUGACUUGUCUUAUAACGAGGAGUCAGAUGAUAGAGUAGACAUGAGCCCCAGCUCCAGGCCUCAACUCUCCCGCAGUAGUUCCAUCAGCAUCAACGGCCACACGGGGAGCGGCCUGCCCGUCAGGGUCAUCAGUCCCGUUCCUUUCGGGCGACGGACGUCCAUGAUCCCCUCCGGCUUCGGUCUUGGGGGUGGCGGCAGCACCAGCAGCAGCAGCCACCCGGUGCUUCGACGAGAACACAAAGCAGCCAGGACGCUGGGCAUCAUCAUGGGCGCCUUCAUCCUGUGCUGGCUGCCCUUCUUCACGUGGUACGUGGCCGUCACCAUCUGCGGCGACAGCUGCCCCUGCCCCCAGGCCGUCGUCACCAUGCUCUUCUGGAUCGGCUACUUCAACUCUACACUCAACCCGUUCAUCUACGCCUACUUCAGGACAGACUUCCGGGACGCCUUCAAGAAAACUCUUCGGCAGCUGAAGUGUUGUAAUCGUGAUGAUGACUACCUGGGCUCCUUCGUCUGACCCCAACAAGUCACUUCCUUCUGCUCCGUCGGGCUUUCAUUUAACGUAAAUAUUUAUGUAUAUUUCUCCCCUGAACACCACAAGGUUAAGGGAGUAACUACUGCUUUAAAGGUAAUAUUAGAUCUUUAUGUGAAACCAUUUUGUUUACUAGUGUUCUGUGGUGACGUCAUUCAACUGAUUAUAUUCAUUAAGGUAAAACAACCAUCCAGGUCAUACUGCAGACACUCUAGUUCAUCUUUCCCCGACCCAUUAUCCUGAGUGUCUUUAUUUUACGACAUUAUCAAAGCAUUUCUUCCACUUAUAAACAGUCCAAUAAUACUAAAGGUUUAAACGGAGUGAACUAUAUCGACCUCGGAUGACUUAGCCCAGGAAAAUCUAACAAUUGUCUAACCUAACCAAACCUAACCUAACCUAACCUAACCUAACCAAGCUAAGUCACUCUGGGCCGGAUAGAACGUUUACCGUGUAGAGCCAGCGUGUGAGGCCGGUGCUACGGUCCUCCUACUACUUUAAGGUGCAGGAGAGGUAGACGUAGAGACCAACCUCGUGAAUAAUGUGACCAAUAAUGAAGUAAUACAUAAUAUAUAUCACACACCGCAAAUAACCACAAACGGUAUUAUCAUGUGUCCAGGAUCAAGGAAUCGUUAACAAUUAUUAAAUACAACAACAAUGACCAAUUCCCAGAUAUAUCACCGCAGUUAACCACUCAUAGCCAACUAACACCUGGAAAAAGUACACCUGUUAUUAACCUUAAUUAGCCAUCACCUGUCUACCAGUACAUUAGAACAUUAGGCGAUAAAAACUACUGAAAGAUGUAUCACUGUAUUUAACAAAGUGAUGAACACACAUACGUUCCUCCAUAACAACUAGUAAACAUUAAUACUCCACAAAAAUAUAAGUUACGAAAAAUAUAUAACUGAAAUAUUCCUCAUAUACUGUUAACUAUAUCAGGUAUAGAAUAGUAAACCCGUUCGUACACUUUCAUUAUGAUAUAGAAAGUAUAGAUUCAUGUAUACAAGUUUACUUUGAUAGUUUAUGAACUUUUUUUGUUAAAGUAACUAAGAGAAUAUUUCCACCAGGUCAAGAGGAGAGAGUUCAGAUGACGGGUGCAAGAGGUCAUCAGAGGGUGAGAGUAAACUUUCAGUGCAAACUAAGAGUAAACUAGGAGUAAACUAAGAGUAAACUAAGAGUAAACUAUGAUUAAACUAAGAGUAAACUCAGUCUGCCUCGGACGGUAUACAAAUACUGGUGUGUGUGUGAGUGUAUCGACAAAACCAAACUCCAGAACCUUUCCAGGAACUUGUUGAAGAAAAGUUUCUCCUAGUGGCUGGAAUGGUACACACUGCCACACUCCCAUCUCCUGUGACCUGCUGCAGAGUUUUUCAAUCACGCUGAACAUACGAGGAGAUUGUUCACCUGAUUUAAACAGUAGAAGUAAAUCUAUUUAUUUUAUUUGUGGAGUUAUGGAGUUUGGAACUUGUGGAGUUAUAGAGUUAUAAUAUACAAUAAAAUACAAUCAUAGUUCCCAGCUUAUACAAUACCACCAGGUGAUGUUACAGUGAAUGAUGUUUGACUCGCCACAAAUGUUUAUUAAUAUGCUGUAUCGCCAAACAUGAACUAGUGUACUGUAUUGUGAAGUUACAGACCUGUCAAAAGUGAAAUUAGUGAUACUCUUCUGUAAUAUGACUAUAGUUAUAAUGCACCAUAAAUUAUCGAUAUACCAUAGUAUUACAAAAACAGAAUUCAGUGACUACAUCCCUGUAACGUAAAAUUAUAACGAAAAAAAUGUUUUCUCC
Molecule: messenger RNA, 3650 nt
Organism: Homarus americanus (American lobster)
Lineage: Eukaryota; Metazoa; Arthropoda; Malacostraca; Decapoda; Nephropidae
Product: octopamine receptor beta-2R-like
Exons: 2
Coding region: 181-1854 (557 amino acids)
Biological process (GO): adenylate cyclase-activating adrenergic receptor signaling pathway
Cellular component (GO): membrane
Molecular function (GO): octopamine receptor activity
Source: RefSeq, a predicted model, not a curated record